Messenger RNA from Aspergillus campestris IBT 28561, 2009 nucleotides. Its product is annotated as glycoside hydrolase family 47 protein. The coding region runs from base 111 to 1838 and encodes 575 amino acids. The record is from RefSeq and is a predicted model, not a curated record. Lineage: Eukaryota; Fungi; Ascomycota; Eurotiomycetes; Eurotiales; Aspergillaceae. The transcript has 4 exons. Gene Ontology annotation, cellular component: membrane; endoplasmic reticulum. Gene Ontology annotation, molecular function: calcium ion binding; mannosyl-oligosaccharide 1,2-alpha-mannosidase activity. Gene Ontology annotation, biological process: N-glycan processing; carbohydrate metabolic process.
GCUGUGCUUCCUCUGGUCGAUUAGGACCUUCACUUCAAUGAACCCCUAUUUGGCCUCACGGGAACCGUCAAAUAUCUGCUCAACCAAUCUCGGACCAGAACUUCAGUAUCAUGGUAUCAGAGCAGAAACAACAAUUAAAAUGCUACAGCAAUCGUUCAUGGUAUAUACGCCUGAGGCAGAGUUGGAGUUUGAUACCGCUAUGUACCAGUUUAGCAGCCCUGGCGAUGGGAUGGUACCUCCCUAUGUCCCGAUUUGAAGACCCAUUAGAAAAUUCGUUGGAUUUUUUUCGGUCGAUCGAUAAAGACAGUGCCUGGGUGAGUCACCGAGAGGAGGUGAAAGGUGCCUUCGUCACCAGUUGGGAUGCGUACACGAAAUAUGCCUGGGGGCAGGAUCGUUUCCACCCAAUCUCCAAAACGGGCUCUCAGAUGAGUCCCGACGGUCUAGGGUGGAUGAUCGUCGAUAGCUUAGGUACCCUGAUGAUCAUGAACCUGACCACUAGUCUGUCCGAGGCACGGGAAUGGCUUCAGCAUAGCUUGACUUACGAUAAAAAUCAGGACGUAAACACCUUUGAGAUGACCAUCCGAAUGCUUGGGGGCCUGUUGUCUGCGCACUACCUGUCCACUGCACUCUCAGAUGUGUCAUCCCACAAUGAUCAUAUCUACCUAGCCAAAGCAGUCGACCUAGCAGACCGGCUUCUCGGCGCAUAUAAAUCCAAAUCCGGCAUCCCAUAUGCCAGCGUCAAUCUCGGAACCAAAGAAGGGCUUCGGUCCCACGCAGAUGGCGGAGCUUCCUCAACUGCCGAGGCCACCACUGUCCAGCUAGAGAUGAAAUAUCUGGCCUUUCUUACUGAGAACGAGAUUUACUGGCGCAAAGCCGAGCGCGUUAUGGAGGUUGUAGAUAGUCACCGCAUGCAAGACGGCCUCCUACCUAUUUUUGUGCACCCAGACACCGGGAACUUUCACUACAAGGAAAUUCGUCUCGGGAGUCGUGGGGAUUCAUACUAUGAAUACCUCAUCAAACAAUAUCUCCAAACCUCUGGGCAGGAACCCGUGUACCGCGAGAUGUGGGAAGAAGCUCUAGCCGGUAUCCAGCAACAUCUUCUCGCCACUACCAAGCAUUCAAAUCUCCAGUUCAUUGCCGAGCUCCCACAGGGUAUUGGUCGACCACAAUCCCACAAGAUGGAUCAUCUCGUUUGCUUCUUACCGGGGUCAAUCGCGAUCGGCGCGACUGAGGGCCUGACUGAAGCGGAAGCACGCAGGCUACCUAGCUGGAAUUCCAAGAAAGAACAACAAAUGCAACUGGCGCGGGAGCUCAUGAAAACAUGUUGGGCAAUGUACGCAGUGACGAACUCUGGUCUAGCCCCAGAGAUAGCCUGGUUCAAUGCCAAUGACGACGACGGCAUCCGAUCAUCCUCUCGACCCAAAAGCGGAGACGAUAAAUCCGCCUGGAAGAAAGACCUGAUCAUCAAACCUCGGGAUGCGCAUAACCUACAGCGACCCGAGACCGUGGAAAGCCUUUUCCUCAUGUAUCGAGUGACAAACGACCCUAUCUAUCGCAAAUGGGGAUGGAAAAUCUUCCAGGCGUUCCAGAAGCACACGGUUGUGGGUGACGGGGAGGGGUACACUUCUUUGCAGGAUGUCACGACUGUUCCGGCACCGCAACGCGAUAACAUGGAGAGCUUUUGGCUGGCCGAGACCCUGAAAUAUCUCUAUCUUCUUUUUUCGCCCAGGGAAUUCCUCCCGCUCACCGAGGUGGUUUUCAACACCGAGGCCCAUCCCUUGCCUCGAUUCAAGCAGACCAGGUUCCAGACGGGCUGGAAGCGGAGGAUACCUUCUUAGGUCUUUCUCAUUUGGACUUUGGUUGUGAAGCGAUCUCAAGGCAGGCACUCGGAGAUUAGGCAAGGAUUGAUGAAGAUAGUCAGGAUAUUGCAGAGAUCGACUAUAUGGAGACUAGGUACCUAUGUAUAGAAAGGUUGACGAAUUAUAUGACGAAGCAAAUGUAUACACUGC